Messenger RNA from Carassius gibelio (silver crucian carp), 1337 nucleotides. Its product is annotated as claudin-8-like. Bases 68 to 946 code for a protein of 292 amino acids. The transcript has a single exon. Gene Ontology annotation, cellular component: plasma membrane; bicellular tight junction. The record is from RefSeq and is a predicted model, not a curated record. Gene Ontology annotation, biological process: bicellular tight junction assembly; cell adhesion. Lineage: Eukaryota; Metazoa; Chordata; Actinopteri; Cypriniformes; Cyprinidae. Gene Ontology annotation, molecular function: structural molecule activity.
GAGUGAAGGAGAGCAGUGUAACAUCUGCGUCUGAUCCUUUGUCGUUUUGUCCUGGCACUCAACCAUCAUGUCUUACGCCGGGUCUUACACGGCCAAACCCUACGCGGAUAAGUCCUACGUGGGCAGCGUGUACACGGGAUAUCCAGAUGAGAAAUCUGUGAAAGACAUGUACGAGGAGCAGCUGAAGCACGAGAAGAGAAAGAGACGGGAAUCUAUGUGUUGCGAGGUGGUUGCUCUGGUCAUCGGCUUCGUCGGGUUGAUCGGGGUCGCGUCCGUCACAGGCCUCCCGAUGUGGAAGGUCACGGCCUUCAUCCAGGAGAACAUCAUCGUGAUGGAGACGCGCUGGGAGGGACUGUGGAUGAACUGCUACCGGCAAGCCAACAUCCGAAUGCAAUGCAAAGUCUACGAUUCUCUGCUGUACCUCCCGGCCGACCUCCAGGCUGCCAGGGGUCUCAUGUGCGCCUCGGUCGCUUUGAGCGCCUUCGCCUGCAUCGUGUCGUCCGUGGGCAUGCGCUGCACCCGUCUGGUAGACUCCCGUCCCAGAACCAAGCACAUUGUUUUGGUGAGCGGAGGGUGUUUGUUUUUGGCUGGCUGCUUGACCACCAUCAUUCCCGUGUCGUGGACGGCUCACAUGAUCAUCCGGGACUUCUACAACCCGUUGUUAAUCGACGCCCAACGGAGAGAGCUCGGGGAGGCCUUGUACAUCGGAUGGGUCACUUCGGCUUUGCUCUUCACCGCUGGGGUGAUCCUGCUUUGUCGACAUGCACCACGCACCCAGGACAAAGAAGACUUGGCUCAGGUUCUGUAUCGGGCCGGAUCGGCUCCGUAUAAUUACUCUUACAGACCUGGAUAUGGAUCCCAGCCUGCGUACGGAUACCAGCCUGCCAAUAACUAUCAGCCAAACUAUUCUUCUGUCCCGUCGGUUUAUAACCCUCCCAGAUACUGAGACACACUGUGAGUGCUGUGCUUUUCCACUUCUAUAGAGACUCAAAUAAAAAAAAUGAGUUGGGAGCGAUCAGCAUCAAGAUUCAGAGGAAAGCAGGACUGACGGAUCCUCAGUUGAUUAUAUGACUGUAAAUGUGAAUAUUAGUUUUUACAUGCUUGAUUUGAAUGUGUUUCCUCCUCGUAUAUAUUAUAAAACACUGUUUGUAAUUUGCACAGAUAUAAUAUGCAAUAUACUGAAAUUUAAAAACACCAACACAUUAAAACAGCGCAUUUAACUGUGGAUCCGUGACUUAAUGUUGACUCUGUGAUAUGAUUGUGUUUGUUUUUCACAUUUUUCCAUUUUCAAAGCACUGUUUUGACUUGAAUUGUAUUAAAUAAAUGUGUAAAAAGAA